Messenger RNA from Cladocopium goreaui, 2607 nucleotides. The record is from the annotation of a GenBank genome assembly. Lineage: Eukaryota; Dinophyceae; Suessiales; Symbiodiniaceae.
AUGUCUUGGACACCCAAUGACAUCAGAGCAGAACUCCAUUCCAUCUCCAAGUUGCUAUCUGCAAGACCUGGAGUUUUCGACUUGGAGGUGAAGCUGUGCACAGCUUUGAAGAGAAAACUGCAACUGAUGUCCAAUGUGUCCAGCACUGACCUGGUCCUUUGCUAUGAUGCUUUGAAAGAAGCAAAUCUUCCUCAAACUAUGCAUUGUGAAUUGAUUGCUGUCCUGGACAAGCUGGCUGUUGAAGAAGUGGAGGUCAAAACAGCUGGCAAAGUGAUCCAAGGGGCACAGGACUGCAGGACUUUCUACAAGUAUUUGACAGAGGAGGACAUCAGUGCAUUGCAGAAAAGCAAUAUGUGGGAAGGCUGCACUACUGUUGCAAAACGAAUGAAGUUGCUGGGUAUCAGGGGAAUGAAGGAAAACCUGAAAAGACUUGCCCUAACCAACAAGCUGCCCAUUCCAGAUUCUGUGUACAAUCUCUCCCAACAUCUGGUGCACACCUUGCAGACUGUUGCAAUGGAAGUGCCUGCCAGUGCUUUGAGUUUGGCACAGUACCCUGAUGACCCAGGGAGUUUGAGUAGUAGCCAUUUUGAUGCUUCCUUUCAAGGUGGAAAGCCUAUGAAGGCAGACUUUCCAGGCUUGGCUGGCCUCUUGAACUCCAAGGUUGUGCCUGUGAGGAUGUCCAGUGCUUCUGUCACCUUGGGGAAGGACCCUUGUCUUUUCAAAGCCUGGCAAAUUUUCUUUUGUGCUGCUUGCAUGGAGAAUGUGCCACCAACUACAUCUCCAAAGCAGCAAGUUGAGCCUGCACCUCCCAGUUCUCAUGCCCUUGUUGACACAAUGAUGUGCAGGCUGCUUCAACAAUUCAAUGCUGUUGGAAACAGCAUCCUUGCUGGCAAUGGUGUGAAAAUAGAAUACUUGCAGACUGGGGCUUCUCAAGAUGCUGCAAAUUCUGGUGCAAGUUCUGCAGGGUCUUUGCCUUUGCCCAUUGAAGCACCUACCUCAGUCACUGUUCAGCAGCCUGCUGUCUCAGCAGCCCCUCCUUCCCAGAGCGAAGUCAAAGCAGGGUCCCACAAUGAUGCUGCUGAAGCUGUCAAUGACCAAAAGACUUUGGAGGACUAUGAAAACGAAAACAUGCAAAAGUUGCUGGACAGGGAUGACAAAAAGACUGCUAAAGGCAGAGGCAAAGGUGCUAGUAAAAACACUGCUGCCAAAGGCAGAGGUGGUGGAAAAGGAAGAGGUGUUAGAAAACUUUGCGAAGGCAAGCCCAAGGGUAUGAAGAGACCAGAAAUUGAGAAGCAUGGCUUGCCAGACCAGAAGAGAAGGCAAGACAUUUGGAAAGAAAACAAAGACUUGCUGGAAAGCACUGCAAUGUGCAAAUAUGGUCCUCUUUUGCAAACAAUGGCUGCACAAGUGCUGCCAGAAAAGCAGAGCAUAUCAGGUGCUUUGGAGACAGGCUCACACUUGGAGAUCUUCUAUGUGAAUAUUCUGCCCUUCUUGGCUGGUGUGUGCCACAAAUGUGGUUCAUUUACUGAUUGGCUGCUCAAAUUCCACAGUCUGAAGCCUUCAAGUGCCACUCAGCCAUGGAAAGCCGUGGUGUAUGUGGAUGAAGUCCACCCAGGAAACAUCCUCAACAGCAGUGGGAGAAAAGCAUGGUGUUGCUACAUGUCGUUUUUGGAGCUAGGAUCCAUGCUGUCCAAAGAAGACCUUUGGAUUUGCCUCUUUGUUGUGAGGAGCUCAGAAGUUCAGCUACUGGAAGCAGGCAUCAGCCAAGUAGUUCGACUCUUACUUGAAAGGCUUUUUGCUCAUGAUCAGCCUCAAACUGGUGUGCUGCUUUCAAGUGCCAAGGGAAAUGUGAGACUUUUUUUUACACUGGGAAUGUUUUUGCAAGAUGGAGCUGCUCAGAAGGCUGUUUGGGCAAACCGCCAAGACAGUGGUUCAAAGCCUUGCAUGUUGUGCAAGAACCUUUUUCAUUUAAGGCAUGACCAUGGUGAAGGUGAACCAGCUGACAAAAUAUUCAGCCAGUAUGUCAAAUAUUCCCAGCUAGACAUUGCCAAAGAUGAUGAACUCCUGGAAGCCUGGUCCAGGAUAGAAGCCAAGAGCAGAACUUCCACAGCAAAGGAAUUCCAGAGAUGGCAGCAAGCUUCAGGCAUUUCUUGGAGCCAUCAUGCAUUGAUGGCAAGCCCAGCCUUGAAAGCAGCAGGCUUGCUGAAGCCUGCUUCCCUCUACUGCUUUGAUUGGAUGCAUGGGUUGUGUUCCAAUGGGGUUCUCAAUGACAUUGUCUUUGCAGUUUUGGAGAGCUUAGAUGCAGCUGGAUACAAAGUUUGGGACACUCUUCAUUCUUGGUUGGCGCUGUGGGUUUUGCCUCAGCAGCAAAGCAGCUUUAAUCUGUCAAAGCUUUUUGAAAAGCCAAAGGCUGCAAGCUGCAGGUGUGGCAAGGUGAAGCACCUCUUGCUUGCUGGAGUACAAGUGUGCUUAUUGGAAAUGUUCACAUUCAUUGACACGAAGGGCAAGCAUGCAACCAUGUGGCACAGCUCAACUGAUUGCUUGGAACUCGCCCUGCUUGAAGAAUUGGUGCAGCCAGUGGUUCACAACUUUGGGAAGAAUGGCAAA